AUGGAAUUAAACUUGGUGAAUCAUGGGAUUCCAGUGGAGCUCCUUGACAGGGUGAAAAAGGUGACCACUGAAUGCUAUAAGGUAGAGAGGGAAGAAAACUUUUUUAACGACUCAACACUAGUUAAGCUGUUGAAGGAAUUAAUUGAAAAAAAUGGCGAAGAAAAACUCGAAAACCUGGAUUGGGAAGAUGUCUUCCUUCUAACAGACGAUAACGAAUGGCCACGAAAGACCCUAGGAUUCAAGGAAACAAUGACUGAAUACCGAGCCGAACUAAAGAAACUGGCUGAGAAACUGAUGGAAGUAAUGGAUGAAAACUUGGGGAUACCAAAGGGGCACAUUAAAAAGAUGUUCACUGGUGGUGAUGAAGAAAAUGCAUUCUUUGGGACAAAGGUGAGCCACUAUCCAUCAUGCCCUCAUCCGGAGAGAGUGACCGGUGUUCGGGCUCAUACGGAUGCUGGUGGUAUCAUCCUUCUUUUCCAAGACAACGAGGUUGGAGGUCUUGAGAUUCUCAAAGACGGUAAGUGGACUGAUGUUCAACCAAUUCCAAAUGCGAUAUGCAUCAACACUGGUGAUCAAAUAGAAGUGUUGAGUAAUGGGAGAUACAAAAGUGUUUGGCACCGUGUUCAGGCUGUGCCCAAUGGGACUAAGAGAUUAAUUGCUUCAUUCUAUAACCCAUCCUAUAAUGCCACGAUAGAACCAGCAAGCCAACUGAUUCAAAAAGAGAACAAAGACGUUAACCAUUUUGGUUACCCAAAGUUCGUGUUUGGUGACUACAUGUCGGUAUAUAUUAAACAGAAGUUCCUCCCAAAAGAACCAAGGUUUGAAGCUGUGAAAGCGGCGAAUUAAAGUACCAUUGUCGUACCAUCCUUUAUGUUUAGCGUUUAAUAUUUACGAGUGAUUAAGGAUUAUAAGCUCUUCUCCAUGUGACAUUGCGCAUCUUUAUAACAUAUCUAUUU
Helianthus annuus (common sunflower) is the source of this 956-nucleotide messenger RNA. Its product is annotated as 1-aminocyclopropane-1-carboxylate oxidase 5. The transcript is spliced from 3 exons. NCBI's taxonomy places the organism in Eukaryota, Viridiplantae, Streptophyta, Magnoliopsida, Asterales, Asteraceae. The record is from RefSeq and is a predicted model, not a curated record. Bases 1 to 846 code for a protein of 281 amino acids.